Solanum verrucosum is the source of this 540-nucleotide messenger RNA. RefSeq names its product glycine-rich protein 23-like. Lineage: Eukaryota; Viridiplantae; Streptophyta; Magnoliopsida; Solanales; Solanaceae. The record is from RefSeq and is a predicted model, not a curated record. Bases 1 to 540 code for a protein of 179 amino acids. The transcript has a single exon.
AUGCCUCGAGGCCAAGGGUGGGGAGGGGGGCGACCUCAGGGCAAGACGCCUCGAGGCCGGGGGUGGGGAAAGGGGCGACCUCAGGGCAAGACGCCUCGAGGCCAGGGGUGGGGUGGUGGUGGCCUCGGGGUAGCACGCCUCGAGGCCAGGAGUAGGAGAGGGGUGGCCUCGAGGAAGGACGCCUCGAGGUUGGGGGUAAGGGGUGGCCUCGGGCAGGAUGCCUUGAGGUCGGGGGUGGGGGGGGUUGACCUCGGGGCAGGAUGCCUCGAAGCCGAGGGUGGGGAGGGGGGUGGCCUCGGAGCAAGAUGCCUUGAGGCCUUGGGUGGGGUGGUGGUGGCCUCGUCCUGCCUCGAGGUCGGGGGUGGCCUCGGGGCAGGAUGCCUCGAGGCUGAGGGUGGGGAGGGGGGUGGCCUCGGGGCAAGACCUCGAGGUCGGGGGUGGGGAAAGGGGUGGCCUCGGGGCAGGAUGCCUCGAGGUCGGGGGUGGGAGGGUGGCCUCGGGGCGGGAUGCCUCGAGGCCAAGGGUGGGGAGGGGGGGUGA